Phytophthora infestans T30-4 is the source of this 852-nucleotide messenger RNA. RefSeq lists its product as uncharacterized. The coding region runs from base 1 to 852 and encodes 283 amino acids. Lineage: Eukaryota; Oomycota; Peronosporomycetes; Peronosporales; Peronosporaceae. The record is from RefSeq and is a predicted model, not a curated record. Gene Ontology annotation, molecular function: ferric iron binding; acid phosphatase activity; ferrous iron binding. The transcript has 3 exons.
AUGAGUCGAAAUUUGACGGUGACAACAUCAAGACCCGACUACAUUUGCUCGGACGGUGACAGUGCCGGCAAAUGCUCGGAUACUGAUGACCUGUUGACUUCAUUAAAAAAUAAAUUUUCGUGGCAGUCGACGUACACAAGUCCGAAUGACGAUCGUUGGGUAUUGGAAGACCAUUUCUACGUUUACUCAAUUAAGGACGAGGCUUCGGGUAUAAGCAUUGACAUCUUUAACGUUGAUUCGGGUGAUGCUGACUCGCACGGUGCUACAGAGGUGUGUUGCCAAUGCUAUGGCUACGCUGGUGACGAUGAUGACAAAUGUUCGAACAUUGCACGAGGUGACGACGCUUGUUGCGGUGGAGAUGGAGAUAUGUACGACAAGUGCAUGGCUCAGUUUACAGCGUGGAGCGAUGACUCUCGUAAGCAACUGGAGGCGAAUAUUGCCAACUCGUGGGCGACGUGGAAGGUGUGGUUUAGCAUCAUUAACGAUACGGGAGUCCACCUCUGGCUGAACGGUCACACACACGGUGAAAAUCACGACUACUCGGCGUCUCUCGGUGUGCAUUUCGGUGAUAAUGGAGCGGGCGGUGGCAUUCAGAAGGAAUCUGCUAGUGGCAUCCCGACGUAUGCUAAGGAUUUGGUGGAGAACCUGUGGGUAUAUGACGGUCAAGAGUAUGGCUUCUUCUCGUUGACAGCUUCGAAAGACUGGCUGAAGCUGCAAUAUCACACGACUGACGACAAGUGGUCCUUUGCGGAGAGUUUUAACUCGACUUCAGUGGGUGGCGUUGCAAUGAAACACUGCUGGUACAUUCCUAGCGACGGUGCGGAGGGCAAAGAGUGCACGUCAAGCUCGUAG